This is a messenger RNA of Rotaria sp. Silwood1, 309 nucleotides long. The record is from the annotation of a GenBank genome assembly. Lineage: Eukaryota; Metazoa; Rotifera; Eurotatoria; Philodinida; Philodinidae.
AUGACAUCAUCAUUAGUUAAACAAAAUUCAAACGACAGAAAUACAACAACAAUAAAUACAAUUAUUAUUAUUAUGCGUCGUCAUUCAUUAGAACAUGAUAGCUUAGGACAACAAAUUAAAUCGGUAUUCACUUCACCUACACGAAAAUUUCUUAAUUUCAAAAACAAUAGUGACAAUUCUAAUAGUAAUAUUCAUUCUAAUCGACAAACACGACGUGUUAGUGUACCAGAACACAAAUAUUCAGAUAAACUCGACAAUUAUACUGAACUUGAUACUAUUGAUGAAGUAAGUGUACAAAUAUGUAUAUAA